This is a messenger RNA of Fukomys damarensis (Damara mole-rat), 3069 nucleotides long. It is a transcript of the gene Cast, whose product is annotated as calpastatin. Gene Ontology annotation, molecular function: calcium-dependent cysteine-type endopeptidase inhibitor activity. NCBI's taxonomy places the organism in Eukaryota, Metazoa, Chordata, Mammalia, Rodentia, Bathyergidae. Gene Ontology annotation, cellular component: cytoplasm. The record is from RefSeq and is a predicted model, not a curated record. The transcript is spliced from 32 exons. Bases 23 to 2497 code for a protein of 824 amino acids.
CCCCGCGCUCAAUGCCAGCCGGAUGCCAGCCAGGUCCCAGCUUGGCUCAGGGUGGGCCUGGCGUCCAGAGCACAGCACCACGCUCCCUCGCCGGGUCCUCCACGGCGUUUCUCGGAACAAGUCGGUUGUCGCCAUGGCUUUCGCAAGCUGGUGGUACAAGACGCAUGUCAAUGAAAAGACCAGUGGAUCAUCUCCUAAACCAGGGGAAAAGAAAGAAGCAGAUGAGCAGAAAGCAGCAAGCCUCAGGAGCAGUCAGCCCUCCAGAGCCCAUGCCAGUGGGACAGCCCAGGCCACCAAGAUGUCGGCCUCUGGAGCAACUAGCAAGCCUUCCAGUAUGAAUCCCACAGAGACUAAGGCAAUUCCAGUCAGCAAACAGAUGGAAGAACCCCAUCCUCCCAACAAGAAAAGACACAAAAAACAGGCUGUAAAAACAGAACCUGAGAAGUCACAGUCAGCUACGCUUUCUGUGGUUCAUGAAAAAAAAUCCCAAGAAGAAAAGCCAAAGGAACAUGCAGAGCCAAAAAGCCAACCCCAGCAUGCAUCAGAUGUAGGAAGCAAACCCACUCAUAGUGAAAAAGCAGCUUCCAGAUCUAAGGAGCAGCUGACGUCAGAGAAGUCUACAGAACCAAAGGCUAAAUCGCAAGCCACUGUUUCUGUGGAGAAAGAGAGCGCUGUUGCUGGGGUGGCUGCAACUUCUGGCAAACCAGAUGACAAGAAAAAAGAAAAGAAAUCACUAAUGCCAGCUGCACCAGUUGAAUCCAAACCAGAUAAACCACCAGGAAAGUCAGGCAUUGAUGCUGCUUUGGAUGACUUGAUAGACACAUUAGGAGAACCUGAAGAAACUAACGAGGAUAAUACGACAUAUACUGGACCAGAAAUUUCAGACCCAAUGUAUUCCACCUAUAUUGAGGAGCUGGGUAAAAGAGAGAUCACAAUUCCUCCAAAAUAUAGGGAACUUUUGGCUAAAAAAGGUGUCAUGGGGCCUCCACCAGACUCAUUGAAGCCCAUGGGGCCUGAUGAUGCUAUAGAUGCCUUGUCAUCUGACUUUACCUGCAGCUCUCCUACUGCUGGUGGAGAGAAAACUGACAAACAGAAAUCCACAGAAGUUUUAAAGGCUCAGUCAGCUACGGUAAUCAGAAGUGCUGCUCCACCCCAGGAGAAAAAAAGAAAAGUGGAGGAGGAUGCUAUGAGCGAUCAAGCAGUUGAGGCUCUGUCAGCUUCGCUGGGCACCCGGGAACCAGAACCUGAGCUCGACCUCAGCGCUGUUAAGGAAGUUGAUGAGGCAAAAGCUAAAGAAGAAAGACUAAAAAAGUGUGGUGAGGAUGACGAAACAGUCCCAUCCGAGUACAGACUAAAACCAGCCAUGGAUAAAGAUGGAAAACCACUAUUGCCAAAACCUGAAGAAAAACCCAAGACCCUGAGUGAAUCAGAACUCAUUGAUGAACUUUCAGAAGAUUUCAACCGGUCUAAAUGCAAAGAAAAACAAUCUAAGCCAACUGGAAAAACAGAAAAAUCUCAGGCUGCCGCCACGGCUCCUGUGGCAGAAGUGGUGUCUGCGACCUCCAUGUGCAGUGUACAAAUGGCACCACCCAAGCCUGCUUCCUCCAAGAGCACAGUGCCAGAUGAUGCUGUAGAAGCCUUGGCUGGAAGCCUGGGGAAAAAGGAGCCAGAUCCAGAAGAAGGAAAACCUGUGGUGGAUAAAAUCAAGGAGAAAGCCAGAGAAGAAGACCGUGAAAAACUCGGUGAAAAAGAAGAAACAAUUCCUCCUGAUUAUAGAUUAGAAGAAGUCAAGGAUAAAGAUGGAAAACCACUCCUGCCAAAAGAGGCCAAGAAACCACUUCCACCCUUGAGUGAUGACUUUCUUCUCGAUGCACUGUCUCGGGAUUUCUCCAGUCCUGCAGAUACCUCCUCUCUUAAGUUUGACGAUGCUAAACUUUCUGCUGUCGUCUCUGAAGUGGUUUCCCAAACCCCGGCUUCAGCCACCCACGCAGCAGGCCCACCCCCAGACACUGCGAAGAGUGACAAAGAACUUGAUGAUGCUUUGGAUAAACUUUCUGACAGCCUUGGACAAAGGCAGCCUGACCCAGAUGAGAACAAACCAAUGGAGGAUAAAGUAAAGGAAAAAGCUAAGGCUGAGCACAGAGACAAGCUGGGCGAAAGGGAUGACACCAUCCCGCCUGAAUACAGACAUCUCCUGGACGGCGACGGGCAGAACAAACCAGCAAAGCCACCUACCAAGAAGUCAAAAGAAUCAAAGAAGCCCGCAGAUGACAAAGACCCCAUCGAUGUCCUCUCAGGAGAUCUGGACAGCUGUCCCUCAACUGCGGAACCCUCACCCAACACAGCAAAGGACAAGAACAAGAAGGGUGCUUCCAGUUCCAAAGCACCCAAGAAUGAAAGUAAAGCAAAGGAUUCGGCAAAGAAAACGGAGGAAGCGUCCAAGCCAAAAGGUGAUGAAAAAAAUACAAAAAAAGAUGAUGAUAAAAAAACAAGUUAAAGUUUACAUUGUUUGGUAUCUGCAUAUAAAGCCUUCAGCGGGUGGUUGGCAACUUUUGAAGAGCAAAAGGCAUUGGCAACAGAAGUGUUUUUCUGAGCGGCUUCUCAACAGUGAUAUUUGUUAAGUCUUCUGACAUCAUAAACGUUGGUUUGUUAUUUUUUGCCAGAAGGAAGACGAAUUUAUUUGGUUCACCUGUGCUACUGUUUUGAGUACUGAUAAACUGAAUUUUUUAAAAUUGCCUUCAGUUGGGAAAGGAAGCUUUAUAUUUGUAAGAAACAUAUUUGAUAAAGUUUAUUAAAGCAAUACCAAAAAAGAGAGAAAAACAUUGCAAAUGUUUGCACAUGCUACACACAGUGCCUAUAAAUCUCAAUAGUAUUUUCAGUUUGCACUUAGUUUUUUUAGCAUUUAGUGCUCUAAACACUUGUCAGUGUUCUUAUUUCCUAUUACCCCCUUUCCUCUUGAGCUUUUGAACUGUAUUUGAUGUUUCUUUGGGUUUAUGUUCAUAAGUUGAAUAUAAGAUAUUGUACAUUGGGUGCAUAUUCCCUCUUGGACUGCAAAUAAUAAAUUAAUAA